ACAAAAACAAAACAAAAAAACCCCCAAAAAACCCCAAAAUGAAAUGCUAAUACCUGCCUCACAGGAGGAGGCUCUGAUGAAAUAAUGCACAUAAAACACAUAGCUCCCUGUUUGGGCACAAGGUAACUUCCAGUAAAUGCUGCUGUCAAGGGGCUACCAUUCAGCUGGGGGCACCAUACGCAUCAGACAGCGUAUGGUGUCUAAAGAAGGGGCUGGAAAUCUGAAUACUGGACUUACCGGCAUGAUUCUUAACCUCUUUGUGUCUGUGUCACUCCACUAUUAUAUAAGGAUUAUUUUUCUUAAAUGUGAAAUGGCCCAAAUAAUACUUAACUCACAGGACUGUUGUGCAAUAAAUGAGAGACAAUUGGAUGUGGAAGUGCUGUCUAGAACACAAAGUACUGGCUCUGAGAUAUCUGUGAUGGGAUGAUGAACAUGUGGCGUGCACUAGCAAGAGCACUGGGUUAAGAGCCAGUAGCCUUGGCUCUAGUUCUGGAUUUUCCUCUGAUUUGCUGUGUGGCCUGGGGAAGAUCCCUUCCCCUCUCUGAGUUUCCUCAUUUACAAAUGCCCUCAGUGAGAUCCCGUCAUUUGGGACAUUGUGAUUCUGCCUUGGGUUGAUGCAAAAUGAAUGGAUGGAGUUGACUGCAAGGGUUCCAGGACGGGGUUCCCAAGGGGAGUCAGCACCGAGGGUGGUCAGGACCACCUGGAAAGCCACCCACCCACCCUCAGACCACCCCAGACUUCUGGCUAGGAGCCACUAGAGGUCCAUGGAACAGAUCUUGAUGUUGAUGGUCAACAUAUCUUCUCUGGGUCCAUGAAAAUCUGCCUUAUUUUCUUUCAGACUCCCAGAUGAGAAGCUCCCACACCUCCUCCCACUGUCAGGGCCAGAUCACAGGCUGGAAGGGAGCUCUGGCUGGGCUCUUGGGAGCUUUAAGGAUAAGGGGACUGGAGGGCUAUGCAGACAGACAGGAAGUAGGAAUUAGAAGGGAAAAAAUGCUCAGUGUGGAGCAAGAAGACAUAGAUGUUCUGCUCGCUUCACUCCUUAGCAGCUGUGUGGGCUGGGCAAGCUGCUUUAGCUCUCUGAGGCUCAGCAUCCUCAUCUGUGACAUGGGGCUUUUGUAAGCUCAGAGGAGGGAAUUAUACCCAUUGGUGCCAAGAAAACUGUAAAGUGAGGUUUGCCUGUGAAAUACAGGGGAGGGGAGGUCAGAGAAAAACUGACCUGGGACUGGAAAGAGGGAUGGCAGAGCUGCCUUGCCCUGAAAUGGGUGCGUCAGCCUCCAACAGAUGGUCCCAGAGGAGGGAUCAGGCUGAGAGGCAGUGACGUGUGCAAGGCUAACCCAAUACCCCAAGAGACGCUUUAUCCAGCUGGGGGGGAACAAAGGCCGAGUUUCUUAGUGUACCUUGGCUCUUGGGGCUUGUCCCCAGUGAACCAGGGAGGCUUUGUAAACAAGCUGCCCUAAAGAUCUCAGGAUCUGGCCAUCUGAGCCCUGGACCUCGCUUGCCGGUCUCUCCCUCCCAGGAGCUAUUACAGGCCUCUCACUAUUAUAGUUCUGCUUGUCCAGAUAUUUGGGUGAGAGAUAUCCUUUUCCAUAUGUGGCUGGACAAAGCUAGGGCAGAGCAAUAGGGUUUGACAAAUGCUAUCUGGUCUCUUCUGCAACCUUCUGUCUUUGAGCAGUUGAUGAAAAUGAUCCAACCUCAAAUGCCAAGGGUAGUCUCAUGGGCUGGGAUCCUUCUGCGUCUCCCCAUCGGAGCUGAGCCGAGUGUGGAGGGCUGGGGCCGGGCUGAGGGUGCCAGCACCGGCCCUACCACAGAAGCAGAGGCGUUUGUUGGCCAAAUGAGUGAUGCCUCAGCGGGUCUCGGCAAAUCCUCACCAUUCUAAGAGAGCUUCUGGAGCAGAAACGUUAAGAGGCCAGAUGGCCAGGCCGCUGUCCACCCCCAGCCCUUCGCAGAUGCAAGCCAGGAAGAAACGCAGAGGGAUCAUAGAGAAACGGCGCCGAGACCGCAUCAACAGCAGCCUUUCUGAAUUGCGACGCUUGGUCCCCACCGCCUUUGAGAAACAGGGCUCUUCCAAGCUGGAGAAAGCUGAGGUGUUGCAGAUGACAGUGGAUCACUUGAAAAUGCUCCAUGCCACUGGUGGGACAGGAUUCUUUGAUGCCCGAGCCCUGGCAGUUGACUUCCGGAGCAUUGGUUUUCGGGAGUGCCUCACCGAGGUCAUCAGGUACCUGGGGGUCCUGGAAGGACCCAGCAGCCGUGCAGACCCCGUCCGGAUUCGCCUUCUCUCCCACCUCAACAGCUAUGCAGCUGAGAUGGAGCCUUCGCCCACACCCACCGGCCCCCUGGCCUUCCCUGCCUGGCCCUGGUCUUUCUUCCAUAGCUGCCCGGGGCUGCCAGCCCUGAGCAGCCAGCUCGCCAUCCUGGGAAGGGUGCCCGGCUCUGUCCUCCCUGGCGCCACCUCUCCCACUUACCCCAUCCCAGCCCUCCGAUCCACUCCCAUUCGCAGAGCCACUGGCACCAUCCUGACACCCCGGAGAAAUUUGCUGGCCAGUCGAGGAGCAUCUUCCGCCAGGAGGGCCCGCCCCCCAGAGAGGCCAGCCGCCCCUGUGCCCGUGGCUCCCAGCAGCAGGGCUGCCAGGAGCAGCCACCUCGCUCCCCUCCUGCAGUCUUCCUCCCCCACACCGCCUGGUGCUGUAGGGUCCACUGCUUAUGUGGCUGUUCCCGCCACCAGCCCAUCCUCCCCAGGGCCAGCUGGGAGGCCGGCAGGGGCCAUGCUUUACCGCUCCUGGGUCUCCGAAAUCACUGAAAUUGGGGCUUUCUGAGCUGGCCCCCACCUGCACCCCCAGGAAUGAGGAAGAUUCUUUUUCCAGGAGCUCUAAAAGCGCACUGCCUUUUCUCCUUUGCUUCGCGGACUGGCUCAUAGGUGAAGGCACUGCACCAGCCACCAGAGGCCCCCUCCUCCUCUGGCCCUCUGCCUUCCUCACUGCUCACCCCAGCUCAUCCACCCAGCUCUCCUGGACAUGUUUUGAUCUCAAAGGCUUGGUCCCAUCUCUCACCUGCACAGAUAAGUCCUGGAGCUGUGCCUGGACCCCCCUCUUGCCCAGGACACGUGGGGCAGUAGGCCUGAAUCUUAGGUCUGGGAACGAAGCUUUAACCUAAAGAGCACCAGGGCCCGAGGCAGGCUGCUUCCCUGGAGGGGCAAGACCCCAGUUAGGAGUAAUGACUGACCGGCUGCAGCCUUCCCAGGCUGAGGGCGUGGGACAGUGUCUGCCUCACUUCCUGCAGCAGGGGCCAUGAAGAGGUCUCCUGGGGACCCUGUCUGCCCUGCCUACCUGCCUUUGGCCCACCCCAUCGCAUUGAACCACAGGACAGACUCGUUCUCCGCUACGGCCAGAGCCUGGAGAUUGUGGGCUGAGUGGGGCCUGCUCCCACCCUCGUCCCAGACCCCCCUCCCCACAGCUGACUAACGGGUCCCUGCACACAACUGGCUGGACAAGCCUGCCUGGGAAGUUUCCAGGCAGCGGCAAAACCCUGUGACAGAGUGUUCUGACGCCAGACCUCGACAGCUCUUGCAGAUCGGAGCCAGGGUUUAGCAAUGGAGCACCCAGCUCCCUGCCUCCCGCAGUCACCGUGCUCCAGGCAUCUGGUCCCUCCCGGCUGGGUGCGCAGUUUGGAGGGGUCGUGGCCCAUGCAGUGGCGCCCAGAGAGGAAUCCUCUUGGGAUUUGGCACCAGACGUCUGUGCUGCCUGGUUUGCAUCCAGCUCUCAGAGCCAGACUGCUCCAACAGCCAGGGGCUGUCGGGCUGGACAAAAAUAGCCGUGAGGAGGGGCAAGAGGAAGGACGACUCAAGGCGGCUCAGCCCUUCAAGGUCACACAGGGGGUCGAGGGCCUGAGAUCCUGUUCACCAGGGUUCCACACAGCUGGUGCUGCUCAGGGGCCAUUUCAUUACCCAGCUCCACCCUGGGCCACUUUCCUCUAAUAGGAAACCAAUGGCCCAGUGACCAUUCCCAGCACAAUAGCAGAGCCUGAACUGGCAGCCAGUGGAACCAGUGUUGCACUCCAGCUGACAGAAUGCAGAAACACUUCUUCACUCGUUGGUAAAUAUCUCCUCCCCCCGAGGGGACUCUGAGUAUCCCCCACCACCCACAUGUCCCUGAGGACCCCCCAACAUCUGGGUAAUGCCUGACGGAUCCAAGGCUAAGGGGUCCUCGAGCUGGCAAUUCACUAGUGCUCAUUCCCCGCUGGUUAUUAAACACUGCAGAUGUCAGCCCUGGGAAGAUUGUCCCACCCCCUGCCUUUGAUGGGACCACCCUCCCCAGAGGAGACUCAGUGGGCUCAAAAGUAGAGUUUGCAGAAACCCUGGGGAUAAAGGGCCCUUUCAGAGAAGUGGGUAAGAGGGCCGAGAUCAUUUGGGUGACCCAGAAAGCUCUUUUGAAAAUGCAGACUCCUCGAGGAGGGUUCAAGAGGUAAGUACUCCUUCCAUUUUCAGUUGGAUCAGAUUGCUGUCCUCCCAGACGCAUCUUAGGUGUGCAGCAGCGAGGAGAGAGGGCAUCAUUUCAGAGACUGGGUCAUUGGCGGGGGUGCUCCUGAGGGAGAGGGAGGGCAGGACAGUCACACAGGCCCCCAGGAGUGGGGACAGGGGGACAGAGGAGGUGACAGAGGCAAAGACCAGCCUUGCCUUUCUCACAGAGGGGCCCACUGGGGACAGGAAGAAGAACUGCUCCUCCUCCUCAUCUCGCACUGCUCUCUGGGUACAAGGGCCGUGCUGUAGCCCUGCAAUGUGGCAACUUCCUAGCCCGAGAAUCCAACGUUUUACUCCUAUUGGGACUGUGGGAACACACUUGCAUGCUGCAAGUCUCAACUCCGAAAGAAUCUGUUGACACCAUUGAAAUGAAGUGGGAAUGGCCCAGCCCUUUCAGCAUCUUAAUUGAUCUUGGGUUCAUUGUCCCCAAGAGAUUUUGGGGGAAACGUGACUGUGUAUUUGUUUCCAUGGCCGAGGACUUGCAUCUUCUGUUUCUAUCCCCAAGCCUCCCUGGUACCGCCACUCCCACCCUGUUGCAGGGGUUGUUGUUGCAGACAUCCAAUAAAGAUUUUUUAGUUCUUCUGGAAACCUC
Molecule: messenger RNA, 5105 nt
Organism: Microcebus murinus (gray mouse lemur)
Lineage: Eukaryota; Metazoa; Chordata; Mammalia; Primates; Cheirogaleidae
Source: RefSeq, a predicted model, not a curated record